AUGAAUGAGAAGCCGUUGAGUUCAGAUGAUUCGGUGACGGCACAUGUUCAGGACAAUGUGAAUGCUCCCGAGGGUGCGCCGACAGAGACUUCGAUCAACGACACAAAGCUCGAUAGCAUAUUGGAGAGCAUGAAACUGAACACAGAACAUGAUGUGAGCUCUAUGAGCCACGAGAAGCUGCAUGAUCUAGGAUUGACCCAUCUUAAUCGAUUCCGAAACCUUGGAAACUUAGACGAUUUAGCGAAAGCAAUAGAAUAUGCAAAUCGUGCACUGGAUCUUACUCCAAACGGACACCUGGACCUGCCGGACCGGCACUCUGAUCUGGGGAUAUCGUACAACGAUCGAUAUAGGCGUCUGGGUGACCUCGGUGACCUCAAGAGAUCAAUUGAACAUAAAUCACACGCACUUGCACUCACUCCUAAGGGAAACCCUGAUUUACAUUACAGACAUGCUGCUCUGGGAGUAUCAUACAUCGACCGAUACAGACGCCUGAAUGAUUUUUGUGACCUCAAAAAGUCGAUCGAGCACUUUUCUCAUGCGUUAGCGCUCACUCCCGAGGGCCAUCCAGACCUACCGAACCGACAUGCGCACCUGGGAGCGUCAUAUAGUGAUCGAUUUAGUCGCCUGGGAGAGGUUGCCGAUCUCGAGAACUCUAUGAAAUACUAUUCCUCAGCACUAGCACUCACCCCUGACGAAGACCCAAGUCUGCCAAGCCGAUACUCCAACCUAGGGGGGGCGUACAACGAUCGAUAUCAGCGCCUGAACAAAUUGAGCGACCUCAGCAAAUCGAUUGAAUACAAGUCUCGCGCACUAGCACUCACUCCCGUUGGCCAUCCAUCCUUAGCAAACCGGCAUGACGAUCUGGGGCUUUUGUACACAGAUCUAUACAGGCAGCUAGGCAAGGCUGAUGACCUCGAUAAAUCAAUUGAAUGCUAUUCUCGCGCACUUGAGCUCACUCCUGACGGCCACCCAGACUUACAAUACCGGUAUGCGCACCUAGGAAUACCGUACAGUGAUCGAUAUCGACGACUGGAUGAGCUUCCUGAUCUCGAAAAAGCAAUAGAAUAUUUCCGUCGUGCACUUGAAGUCACCCCAGACGACCACCCAAACUUUCCAGAACGGCUUACUGCUCUAGGGGAGUCGUAUAACGACCGUUUUGGUCGGCUAGGUGCUAUAGAAGACCUCGAAAAAUCUAUUGAAUAUAACAAUCGGGCAUUAGUACUCACCCCCGAAGAUCAUGCAGACCUGCCGGACCGAUAUGGUGCUAUAGGAGCAUCGUAUAGCGACCGAUACAGAUGCCAGGGCAAAAUGAAGGACCUCGAGAAAGCAAUCGAAUGCUAUGCUCGUGCACUGGCGCUUACUCCUGACGACCAUCCAGAAUUACCAGUCUGGCACGAUAAUCUUGGUGCAUUGUACCGUGAUAAAUUUAAUUGCCUAGGACAACUUGCUGACCUCGACAAGUCUAUGGAACUAUUUUCUCUCGCGCUGGAGCUCACCCCCAAUGAUAACCUGGACUUGCCAAUCCGGUAUGCCAAUCUGGGGGUAUCGUACAGUGAUCGAUACAGACGUCUGGGUGAGGUCACUGACCUUGAGAAGGCAAUUGAACAUAAGCGCCAUGCAUUAGCGUUGAGCUCCGAUGGCCACCCAAAUAUUCCGGCUUGGUACAGCAAUCUAGGCGUGUCAUACAACGACCGAUAUAGGCUUUUGGGAGAACUAGGAGACCUCGAGAAACCUAUUGAUUGUUUUUCUCGCGCACUUUCACUCACCCCCAAUGGCCACCCGGAUUUGCCAUGUCGACACACUAAUAUAGGGAUUGCAUACAGCGAUCGGUAUAAGCGCCUAGGCAAACUGAGCGACCUUGAGGAAGCAAUCGAAUACUAUUCUCACUCAGUCACACUUACGCCUAAGGAUCACCCAGACUUACCGCGCCGGCAUGCCGAUCUAGGAAUGUCGUACAACGAGCGGCAUAGGCGCCUGAGUGAAUUCGAUGACCUCAUGAAAUCGAUUCAGUGUAUGUCUGAUGCGCUUGAACUCACUCCUGAAGACCAUCCAGAUCUGGCAGAUCGACACGCUGAUUUGGCAGGCUCAUAUGGAGACUUAUACGUUCGCCUGGGUAACCUCAGUGACCUAGAAAAAGCGAUAGAGUGUUCUUAUCGUGCAUUGACGCUUACUCCUGAUGGGCACCCGGGGUUGUCUUUGCGGCACUUCAACUACGCUGUAUCCCUCCACCAUCGUUACCAACACACCGGCGAUUCCUACCAUUUAAAUACCACCCUUGAAUAUUUUCGUAAAUCUUCUCAAUUGCUAAAUGGCGCACCACGAGAUGUGUUUGAUAGCGCUUUACGUUGGGCAAAGCUUGCGUCCGAGCACAGCUAUCUCAACCCAAUUGAGGCUUUCCGUACAACAAUCGAUCUUCUUCCCUAUUUCAUAUGGCUUGGCGCCACUGCUUCUCAACGAUACCAGGACCUGUCAUUAGCCGACAAUCUUGCUGUUCGAGCUGCCUUUGCUGCUAUCCAGUCAUCCAACUACAAUCUAGCGUUAGAAUGGUCGGAGCACGCACGAUGUAUUGUAUGGAACCAAAGCCUUGUACUUCGUUCUCCUCUAGAUGUCCUCAAAGUAUCCCAUCCAGACCUUGCUAUUCAGCUUCAGUCAAUUGCCUACCAACUUCAUCAUGCAAGCACAUUAUCCCCAGCGUCUUGCGAAAAUUCAUCUAGCAAAAACGAUUCAGAACAUCGUCAUUUUCUUGCCAGGGAAUAUAACAAACUACUGGUCCAGGCACGCGAGCAACCUGGUUUCGAGGGCUUUCUUCAAGCACCAAAGCUUAACGAUCUUAUUAAGGCUGCUAAGAUUGGGCCGAUUAUUGUCAUCAAUUGCUAUGAUGUCCAUUGUGAUGCACUAGUUAUCUUGCCUGGAGAGAGUCAUGUCGGCCAUGUUGCUCUGCCAAAUUUUAGCGAACAAGAAGCACGGCAUGCUCGCUCUGAAAUUGAACAAUUACUUCGGCAGAAAGGAGUUCGCGAGCGCGGAAUGAUACUCAGAGAACCGCGAAGGCAUGCAUCUCGAAAGGACCCGAAUAUUGGGCCUAUCCUUGCUAGUCUCUGGUAUAAUGUCGUCAAGCCAAUACUUGACUUCCUGGGAUAUAUGGGCAAUAAUACACUAGAAAACCUCCCUCAUAUAACGUGGUGCCCUACUGGAGCUAUGUCCUUCCUCCCACUUCAUGCGGCCGGAGACUACAACAACCCACAUUCUAAAGUGUUUGAAUAUGUCAUAUCAUCAUACACUCCAACCCUUGCUGCUCUACUUGCAUCGACUACUACUGUCUUGAGAGAUUCCCCUAAGAUACUGGCCAUAGGUCAGCCUGCAACACCUCGCCUCACUCCUUUACCCGGAACCGCUAGGGAGCUUGAGCAUAUCAAAUCUCAUACUAAAGGCAGGGCUGAUUAUUUGCAGCUCAUAGGAGAGGAGGCAACUACAACAACUGUUCUCGAUACUAUGGAAAAAUAUGACUGGGUCCAUCUUGCUUGUCAUGCUCACCAGAACGUCGAAGACCCAACCAAGAGUGGGUUCCGUCUACAUAACGGCACUCUUGAUCUUUCUUCCAUCAACCAGCGGUCACUAACAAAUAAGGGGCUGGCGUUCUUAUCAGCUUGCCAAACCGCCACAGGCGAUGAGGCUCUACCAGACGAAGCCAUACAUCUUGCAUCUGGCAUGCUCAUGGCUGGGUAUCAAAGUGUUAUUGCAACCAUGUGGUCUGUUGUGGACGAUGAUGCCCCAUUUGUGGCGGAUAAGGUCUAUGCGCAGCUGAUGCAGGAUAAAAAAAUAGGGAAUGGAGAGGCAGGGAAAGCGCUGCACCAGGCUGUAGCGGGACUGCGUGAGAAAGUUGGAGAGAAGGAGUAUAGUCGAUGGGUACCAUAUAUCCAUAUAGGCUCAUAG
Messenger RNA from Rhizoctonia solani, 3930 nucleotides. Its product is annotated as CHAT domain protein. The record is from RefSeq and is a predicted model, not a curated record. Gene Ontology annotation, molecular function: protein binding. Lineage: Eukaryota; Fungi; Basidiomycota; Agaricomycetes; Cantharellales; Ceratobasidiaceae. The coding region runs from base 1 to 3930 and encodes 1309 amino acids. The transcript is spliced from 4 exons.